AUGACACCACUGGAAAAUAAGCUAGAAAAUACAAAUGAGUCGGAAAAGAAGUCCAGGGUCAGCGCACCGAUUCCCAUCAGAAAGCAAAACCCCAUCGUAGAGAGAGCAGUCUCGCAGAUGCAAGACGAGGACAAGGCACAAUUUGACAAUUCAUUGAGAUCAUAUACGCCAAACACAGCGAAGCGUGUACAGCAAACUGCUACAAGAAGGCCAUCGUACUCGAGUAUUGAAUUCAGCAGAGAAUCGCACUAUAAUUUGGACUAUCCUGAAGGGUGGGACGAGAUAGAAAAAGAGCAAUUGGAUCCCAAAUCUCGAUUUUUUGCCAGAGAAAGGCCCAGGACGUUGAACCUUCCUAGGUUGCUUCCGUAUGAAACUGAACUUCCAAAGGAUCAGGCGAAAUUUUUGAGUCACAUUGUAUCUCAUCUCUACAUCGCUAUUAAGAGUCUUGAUAUUCAGGGUUCCUUAUCAAUUACUGCUAAGGAUUUAGCGUCAUUGAAAAAUGCUAGUGGUUUAUCUGACGUUGAUUUAGCACUUGAAACAAACCUCUUUGAGAUGAACAAUGCCAAUAAUGAAGAUGUCAGUAUGGAUGAUGAAUCGAGUAAUUAUUUUGCAGUAGAGGAAUUUGCUGAGUCAGACAGCGAAUAUGAAGAAGAGGAGGCUGAAGGUGAAGAAGAUGAUGGAGAUGAAGGCGAUGGUAACGAAUCUACAGUUCAGCAUAAGAAGUCUCCUAAGUCAGCUGCAGUGGUGGGUGUUCGUAUUUGGACACAUGAAUUGCUUGUUUGGCUCAAAAUGAAAUACGACAUGCCAUUAAGUUUAAGAAUGAACUUGGCUAGAGUAUAUUAUGCUAUUUGCCUCACCAGAGGACAACACAUUAAUUUGAAAAUUUAUGUCAAAGCAUUCGAACUAUUAACGAAGGAUCAUGAAUUGCUUAAAAAGCACGACUUUGUUCUCCCAUGGGAAGGGUUGUGCAAAGAGUUGGAAAACCAAUUUCCACAAAUAGACUCGUCCCAUGAACAAUUUGAAAAAAAAGACCACAAACAUUUGAUACGCUUGGCUGAGAAGGCAUCUAGCUUCUUUACAAAAGAAUCAUUACCUUUGAUUUACGCGAGGUUUGGCAGUAAGUUUUCAAUUUCUAAUGCGGCCUUAUCUCUUUCGUCCAUGUCUUUAUUGCCACUUCCCUUUACUGAAGGUGGCAUCGACGAUCCAGAGGAUAUUCGUCAUUAUAUUGCAUCUUUCUUUUACGUCUGGUCAAAAUUAAGUAAGAGUUCAGGCAUUGAUUCACAUCUUACGUCUAGACUCGGAACAAUUGCGAUGGCAUCAUUGUUGGAGUUAAGUCGUAAUACAAAUGGUUCGAGUUAUAUGAAUAUUGGAAAAUUUGGUGUCUUCUCUGACGAGCAGAUGCAAUUCUUUAUUAACACCUUGAUCAAUAGUUUGAGCAUUAUGAACGAAAAAUAUUCUUCUCUAAAGACUAAGUUUUUCCAAGGUUUUGCAUCGGUAAUCAUAUUCUCCAUUAAUGGGGAAAGAGGUUUGGAACCUGAUGGAAUAAUUAACUAUCUCGAAACGCUACUUAAUGCGAUAGAGAGUUAUGUGCAUCCUUCUAACAGUGGCGAAUGGUCUAGGUCAAUUUCGAAGUUAAUUUUAAGUAUGGUCUAUCAAUACCAUAAAAGAGUUAAUUUGGAAACGCAGGAAUAUGGAUCAUUGAAGAAUUUACCAGAAAAGUAUAAAUUGACAGACCAAAUAACUACUAAAUUUGUAGAGAUAUUUUUACCUUUAAUUAGAACCGGUGUUCAAUCUAAAAAGCAUAAUGUUACCGAUGAUUAUCUUACCUGUUUCCAUUUAUUGGCAUAUCUUAGACCACACUUGGUAUCGGAACAUAUCCUUUUAGACAUUUAUGAAUCUUUAGAGGGUGUUAUAUCCACACAUAGAGUGACAGUUGCAUUGCGUUCUGUUGAAGAAUUAGCAAGGUACUUUGCAUCAACUCCAGUUAUAAGAGUCCACCUAACAAGAAUAUUACUGUUGGCUUUACCGGGGAUAGACUCGAAUGACUUAGAGAAAACAAUUCAUACUUUAAAUAUGUUUGCAUCAGUUGCUAACUUCGUCCCCUUUCAUGAUUUAACUAAUGGUGAUGGUGAUCCUAAUUUUGCUAUUCAAUUUACUCAAGAUCACUUAGAGUAUUUGCAAAGAAAAAUGUAUAGUACCAAUGAUGAAGAUGUUCAAACUUUUGAAAUUGAUGAUGAGUUGGAAAUUAAUGCAUUGAGAUCCUCUUCUACAGGCUUCAAAAUAAUAAUGAAAACUCUAAGUGAAAGAUUAUUCAUUCUUAUGGAGAAUUUGCCGGACCCUUCGAAGAGUACGGGCAUUGAAAAAGAUUUGGCGGAUGCAUUGCCAAAGUUCUUAUAUGUUGUAUUUGAGUCAUUAUCGGAUGAUAUUUUUUCACAAUUCCGUGAUGAUUUUUUCAAGUUUGUCACGGAGAAUACAUACCAUACGAUUGCUGAUGUAGCAGCCGAAAUUUGUGGUGGUCUUAUAAAGCAUGAUCCAAAAUCUUUUAAAAGAUAUGCGGAAGUUUUGAUAGAUAAAAUUAAAGAGGACAUAGAAGAAAAUGGUGCUGGUGCAUCAAGAACGGGUGUAGAAAUUGUACCUCGCGACCAACCUCUUUUCUGGAACCUUGUUAUAUUAAAUGAAUGUAUCGGAAAUGCUGGAAGUUAUGUUGUUGACUGCGCAAAGGAGCUCAAUGAUUUGUCAUUCUUUUUGAUGGACAAUGUCAAGGGUCCUACGGUAUUUGCAGGCUCCUAUUUAUUAAAUCAAAUGUUACAAUCCACAACUAAAAUAAGACUCAAGGAGAAUAGGUUGAUUUCCCCACAAUAUGAAGAGAAGUAUGGAAUUGAUGAAAAAUGCUGGGGAGGUUUCCAAUUUGAUAAAGAACGAUUCUCAAAAGACAAUUUAGAUUUUGAAUGGUUUAUCCCAACAGAAAGGGAGGUUAAAUUUGCUGUGGAAUGUUUCAGGAGUCAUGUUUCUAAGAGUUUGGAAAAUGUUCUGAAGUUAAUGAAAAGAUAUUCAGAAGCUGGAAAUGGAGACGCUAAUGCAGCGCUUCAGCUUUCGGACGAUCUUAGACUGUACUUUUUGUACUUGAGUUAUUCUAUUAGUGGUAUAUCUUUCUUAUUAGAUCCAUCUUUUGAUGAAGAUAUACCUAAAUUGAAUCAGCAUGAAACACAAUCCAUCCAACAAAGGCUAAUUUUGCUAAACCAAAUAAGAGGAAUGAAAAAUAGUAAACCUUUGGGAAAAGAUGAAUUGCGUAUUGAAAAUAUUCAUGAGAAUUUAGAAAGAAUAGUUGAAGACAUAGGAAGUGAUGACUUAAUAAAUUAUAUGUUAGACUUUGAAAAAUUGGGGGACUAUAAUAUUACUGAUGAAGAUAAUGAUAUUAAGAAUAGGGAAGUUUCAAAUCGUCAUGAUAUCACUGAUUCUUUUUCAAACGGAACCCAUCCUCUAGAAUCUUUAAGUAAAUCUGAAUCACCAGCUCCAUCAGUCGAUGCUUCAGGUAGAGGUACACCACAUAUUGAAGGUGUUGAUAUGUCCAGUAUGAAUCCUGGUAUAACAUUCAGAGAAAGGAAGCUUUAUACUUCUAGAUACUUUUUUGGGGAUGAUAUGGAAACUAGAAGGUCAAGCGAGUUGUAUCUAAUCUUACAUAAAACUCGUAACUUGAUAGGAAAGAGUUUACAUAUUAUAUGCAAAUUUUUAACAAAUCAUUUUCAUGAUAAUACAAAACUUUUCAAGCAUUUCUUAUACUUGAUGAACAUGUGGUUUGCAGAUGUUGGUCGUGAACGUUUAUUGGACCAUAGCCAUGCGAAGAUUAAUUUUGGCUACGUUAGCAGUAUUCAACAUAUAAAUAGGGUUCGUAAGCCAUAUACCAGGAUAGCACUUGGAAGCAGAAUUGAAUCUUAUCAUCUGCUUAGAGUAGCACUUCAUGCUACUGCUAGAACGCAAACUGAUCUUGAUAAAACCUUAUUAGAGGAUGUUGUGAAAUUAUCUGUUUCAACAUAUUUAGCGAUCGCUAAACCGGCUCAAUCAACUUUAGUUGAUGCAAUGAAGAGGUUGAAUGGAUCUUAUAAUGUAUUAAUUCGUUCGUCUUUUAAAUACCUUGCUAAAGCUUUAGACGAAAAUGAUUAUAGAAAAAUUGAAAGUGGAUUAAGUAUUUUCAGCUUGAAGAGAAUUAAAAAUAAGGUUCAAAAUGACUACUUCAAUCUUCAGAAAUAUGUUGAAUUGAUUCAUCGUUGUUUGCUUGUUGAUAAUUUUGAGGUAAAUGAGCUCUCUCAAAGAUUAUUCAAAGGUGUCUAUAAUAGCAUCACGCCACCUAGUAGUGUAUGCUUGAUUGAUCAUUCUGAGGUCGAUUGUAUAAGACCGCCAGAUGAAUAUAUUGAUUUAGAGAUACGUGCAGUUAGGUUAGCUAAGGAAAAGAAAAGAAAAAUCUAUUUUGAAAAGCUAAGAAAAUUGGAAGAUAGUGUUUUGCAAGAUGAGAAAACCAAUUCACAUUGGAAGAUAACCUCCCUUAACUUAUUUUUAAUCAUAGAUUUGCAGCUUGAUUUAGAGAUGACAGUUAACCAUGAUGUCUUACAGUUAUUAGCAAAAGAAGCUUCAAGCGAUCAUCCUCUUAUCUCGAGACUAGCUUUGAAGGGUAUUACAAAAAUGGUAAAUAAACUUUAUCUACUUCAGGUGCUUCAAUAUGAUCUUUCAAAUGCUUAUAACCUUGAUUUUGUUCCAAGUGAUUUCAAGGUUGUUGAUACAUCACCUAUCUCAGGUAAGUCUUACUUUAAUGUUUGGACUCAUGAGAUCAACAACUCAAAUUCUCCAAGUUACUUUAUUGACCAUAAGGCAAAUACAGGUUGGUUGUUUUGGGACAAAAAUAUGGAAGUAGUUACAAAUGAACCUUGUUUUGAACUCAAAUUAAAAGCACAUGAUGCGAACGCUUUGAAAUCGUUUAGUAACUGCGUGACAAAAGAAUGGUUCCAAAAUAUAGUGAAAUUAUGGGUUACGGAUAAUGAAGCUAAUUCUGCAUAUCAAGGAACGGAUGUUUUUGUUACUGCUACCUUAGUUCAUUUGAUAUCAAAUGGGUACAUUGAACAAGUUUCUUUUGACGAUUUAUUAAACAUUGUUAGUGAUACUUACAUUAAGGACGACAAGAGUUCGCAUAUUGUUGUAUGUGAAUUGAUAGCUGGUAUAUUAAUCGGAUCGAAGUUUAUCAAUCCAUCUUUGACAGAUAAGCGUGAUAGUUUUAUAUCCCUGCUCUUGGUAGAAAUUUUUGAACAUGAUUUAUCUCCAGAUAACAGAGGAAUUUGGAACAUAUUCUCUUGGUGGGUUCCUUCACAUAUCGACUGCAGGAGAUUUCCGAGAGUAACUAGAGUGCUCACUGACUUCGUCGUAGACCCAGAAUCAGAUUCUGCUCUAAAAGAAGCAACAAGGUUGAGUUACAUUAGAUCGUUCAUCGCAGCUGUUACGUGGACAUAUCCAAAUCCCGAUGCUACGCUAAAGAUGUGCUUUGAUAAUAUAAACCAUCGCUACCAAGCCAUUAGGGAUCAAAUUGGGGCACUCAUUGCAAUCUUGUCUUUUACUUAUUACACAGAAUCGGUUGCUAGUGGUGAAGAGUUUGCCAACGCUUGUAAUACAAAUUCUGGAAACCUCUUGUACCUUGCAAGUAAGAAAAAUACACUUCUUGAAUUGAUUCCAGAAUUGUUCACCAAGAUCGAGGGGUGGAGAUUAGAAGUUGAACACUUGACACAACAGGAAAUUUUAAAAUCCAAUUAUAUUUAUUCUGCAACAACCGUAUUAACCUGGUUAGGACAAGCAUUAAAUACCAGUGUUUCUGUAUUGUAUCAGGAUGAUGUAGAUACGCAUAUUGUGCCAUUCUUGCUUAAAUUGAUCAAUAUGAAAGAAGUAUGUCAAUUAGGAAACAUAGAUCCGAUAACUGUUUUCAAGAAGGUUUCUCAAAUCCCUUAUAAUGCGCGUACAUUGGAAAGAAUCGUUUGCAUGCUUGAAAGAUAUUCCUUUGAGUCUUUAACAGUAGUCCAAUCGAUAAUUAUCGGUGAAUUUACGGAGACUGUAUAUUUUAAAAAUCUCUUCUGCUUUAGUAAGUCACAAAGACAGAGAAUUAUUAGCUUAACUAAUAAGUUGCUUUAUCAUAAGAAUGUUGAAAUUCGGGAAGCUGCUGCGUCCACUUUGUCUGGAUUGAUUCACAUAUCUCCUCCCAAUGAUAUAAAGGAAAUUGUUUUAGAAUAUAGCAAAACUUAUGCACAAGAUUUGGAUAAGAUGAGGAAGAAACAUAAAAAGACUGGUUAUAAGAAUAUUCCAACAACAGACAAUAUAACACUUCAUGGAGCUACUUUAGGUCUUGGUGCUUUGGUUCAUGCAUUCCCAUUUUUAUCUCCCCCUCCAAUAUGGGUUCCUAACGUUUUGACAAUGUUAGCUAACAAGUCGUCCGGUUUACCUGGUAUCGUAGGAAAAACAGCAAAAGAUACUUUAGGUAAGUUUAAAAAAAAUAGACAAGAUACCUGGCACGUUGAUAGUAAGGUUUUCAACGAAAGCCAAAUGCAAGAUCUUGAAGGUGUUCUUUGGAAAAGUUAUUUUGUAUAG
Molecule: messenger RNA, 6618 nt
Organism: Debaryomyces fabryi
Lineage: Eukaryota; Fungi; Ascomycota; Pichiomycetes; Serinales; Debaryomycetaceae
Gene: BLM3
Product: Blm3p
Exons: 1
Coding region: 1-6618 (2205 amino acids)
Biological process (GO): proteasomal ubiquitin-independent protein catabolic process
Cellular component (GO): cytosol; nucleus
Molecular function (GO): proteasome binding; peptidase activator activity
Source: RefSeq, a predicted model, not a curated record